AUGGAAAAGACCAAAACAAAGCAAGGAGAGAAUGAACAUAUGCCGAUGAAUAACCCUUCCACACAGAUUUACCAGUUGCAGGCCUUGGCCUCUGAACUCAAAACUGGUUUCACGGAAGCAAUGCAAGAACUGUCAAGAAUUCAACAUGGAGAAUAUGCUUUGGAAGAGAAGGUUAAGAGCUGCCGAUGUUCCAUGGAAGAAAAAGUUACCGAGAUGAAGAAUUCGUUAAACUAUUUCAAGGAAGAGCUGAGCAAUGCCAUGGCAAUGAUUCAGGCCAUCACUUCCAAGCAAGAAGAAAUGCAACAGAAAAUUGAACAGCUUCAGCAGGAAAAGCGAAGGGAAUCUCGAAAGGUUAAAGCCAAGAAAACUCAAAAAGAAGAACAUGGCUCACAGGCUGGGCCUGCUCAAGCACAAGGAAGUCCUUUCCGUUCAAUCAAUAUCCCUGAGCCUGUUCUUCCAAGUGAAGACUUUACAAACCUCUUGCCUUCUCAGGCCUAUGAAAAAGCCCAAGAAUCCAGAUCCAUGCAUGUAGCAGACAGUAAUGUGAAGGGGAUGAUGGGUCCUGGAAUGAACCCAACAACUCCAGAAGCAGAAGAAAACCUUAAGUCUUGCCUCUCGGCUGAUAUCCAGCCCAAGAGCCAUCUCUCAUCUGGUGUGUGGAGGCAGCCUAAGGAUGGUAAAGAAUGGGGCGAGGAGUAUGUCACGAAAGACCACCCAGAUAAACUCAAGGACGCUGGCCAGGGCAGACACAGCUCCCUGGAAAAUGUUUUAUGUGAAACCUCUUUAGCUGCUAAAAGACAGACUGUGGCUCUAGAACUGCUUGAGUCAGAGAGAAAAUAUGUCAUUAACAUCUCUCUGAUCCUGAAGAUCAAGGCAACAUUCCAAGGGUCAGAUGGAAAGAGGAAUUCCAAAGAGAGAAGCCUCUUCCCUGGCUCUUUACGGUACCUUGUCCAGCAGCACCUCGAUUUGCUUCAUGCUCUGCAGGAAAGGGUCCUGAAGUGGCCACGCCAAGGAGUUCUUGGAGAUUUAUUCCUUAAGUUAACAAAUGAUGAGAAUAAUUUCUUGGAUUAUUACGUUGCCUACCUAAGGGACCUGCCUGAAUGUAUCUCCUUGGUUCAUGUUGUUGUUCUGAAGGAGGGUGAUGAAGAGAUUAAAUCUGACAUCUACACACUGUUUUUUCACAUAGUCCAGCGCAUCCCUGAAUAUCUGAUACAUCUGCAGAAUGUCCUGAAGUUCACAGAGCAGGAACACCCUGACUAUUACCUACUUCUGGUGUGUGUUCAGCGCCUUCGAGUAUUUAUCUCACAUUACACCCUGCUGUUUCAAUGCAAUGAGGAUUUGCUUAUUCAGAAACGGAAAAAGCUCAAGAAGUCAUCCAUGGCAAAGCUGUACAAAGGGCUGGCUUCCCAGUGUGCAAAUACUGGACAAGAUGCUUCCCCUACUGCAGGCCCCGAGGCUGUCCGUGACAGUGGGAUCCACUCAGAAGAGAUGCUGCAACCCUACCCUUCUGCUCCCAGUUCUGGCCCUGCUGUCACACAUUUGAUGGCCCCAGUGAAGAAAAGCCAACAACAGCAAAGCCUGAUGGAGAGCAUGCAGCCUGGGAAGCCCAGUGAGUGGGAGAUGGAGGGCAGAAAGCACGAGAGGCCCGAGAGCCUCCUGGCGCCGGCGCAGUUCUGUGCGGCCGAGCAGGACGUGAAGGCGCUCGCCGGGCCCUUGCAGGCCAUCCCCGAGAUGGACUUCGAGCCCUCGCCCGCCGAGCCGCUGGGCAACGUGGAGCGCUCCCUGCGCACCCCAGCCGAGCUCCUGCCCGACGCCCGCGGCUUCGUGCCCGCGGGCUACGAGGAGUUCGAGUACGGCGGCGAGAUCUUCGCGCUGCCCGCGCCCUACGACGAGGAGCCGUACCAGGCCCCGGCCCUCUUCGAGAACUGCUCGCCCGCCUCUUCCGAGUCCAGCCUGGACAUCUGCUUCCUGCGGCCCGUCAGCUUCGCCAUGGAGGCCGAGCGGCCCGAGCACCCGCUGCAGCCGCUGCCCAAGAGCGCCACGUCGCCGGCGGGCAGCAGCGGCGCCUACAAGCUGGAGGCGGCGGCGCAGGCGCACGGCAAGGCCAAGCCGCUGAGCCGCUCGCUCAAGGAGUUCCCGCGCGCGCCGCCCGCCGAGGGCGUGGCCCCGCGCCUUUACAGCACGCGCAGCAGCAGCGGCGGCCGCGCGCCGCUCAAGGCCGAGCGCGCCGCGCAGCAGCACGGCCCGGCCGCCGCCGCCGCGGCUGCAGCCGCCCGCGGCGCGCCCAGGACUUUCUUCCCCCAACAGAGGUCCCAAAGCGAAAAGCAGACCUAUUUGGAAGUAAGGAGGGAGAUGCAUUUAGAAGACACCACCAGAUUCUGUCCAAAGGAAGAAAGAGAAAGCGAACAAACAUCUUUCAGCGAUCAAAACCCCAGGCAAGACCAGAAAGGGGGCUUUCGCAGCUCCUUCCGCAAGCUCUUUAAAAAGAAGUCCAGUGGAUCAGAAUACAGGGAAAAAACUAAUGAGAAUCCCUCAAUGGAUCCUUCACCCACCAAACAAGAUUUCUUCAGAAACCGACUUGCUCUUGCAAAUGACCUUGACCAAGGAACAGCUGUGUAA
Molecule: messenger RNA, 2619 nt
Organism: Neomonachus schauinslandi (Hawaiian monk seal)
Lineage: Eukaryota; Metazoa; Chordata; Mammalia; Carnivora; Phocidae
Gene: ARHGEF33
Product: Rho guanine nucleotide exchange factor 33
Exons: 16
Coding region: 1-2619 (872 amino acids)
Molecular function (GO): guanyl-nucleotide exchange factor activity
Source: RefSeq, a predicted model, not a curated record